AUGGUGCUCGCAGUGUUUGCAUUCGCGUUCGGGAGUAUACUAUGGAACCACGAGGACCCGGUAGCUGGGAUAAAGCAGAUCGUGUCACGACUGUUUCCAGUGCAAAGAGGUCUGUGCCACGCGUACUGGGCACCGAACUUCUGGGCUCUGUAUGCGUUCCUCGACAAAGUGUUGGUGACCCUCGGGUUCCCAGCUUCGACAGAAGGUAUCGCGCUGAUGAGUGGAGGACUCGUGCAGGAGGCGAGUUUUGCUGUGCUGCCCACGGUCUCACCGCUAGCAUGUGCAGUGCUGACGUUCGCUAUGAUGACUCCAGUACUACGAAGUAUUUGGAAGUACCCGGACUCGUCGUUGUUUACCAGUGCACUUGCUUACUGCAUGCUCUGUUCGUUCCUGUUGGGUUAUCACGUGCACGAGAAGGCUAUUCUCCAAGUGACACUGCCGUUGGCUCUCAUGGCUGCCGAUAGUGUGGCUAGUAUGCGUUUGUACAGGUUUGCAUCUGGCGUUGCAACUAUCUCGCUCUUCCCGUUGCUGUUCACACCCGCUGAACAAGGAUCGAAGGUGCUGGUGGGUGCUUGCCAUGCGUUGCUAGUCGAGGUCGUUCUCGUCCCGCUGCUCAAGCACUCACUCAAGGAACGACACAUCAAGGUCACCGCUGUCGGCAUGUCAAUCUUCGAGCGGGUUUUCCUGACUGGACUGGCAGGGCUCGCGUUGUUGGCAGUGAUGUUCCCUUACAUCCCGAGGAUUGGCGCUCAAUAUCCCUUCCUGCCUCUGAUGUUCAUCUCGGUCGGCUGUGCCAUUGGAAAUAUUUACGUGUGGGGCUUCACGGUCACUCAGCAUUUCCGUAAACUAGACGCUGUCAAGUACUAUCUCGACGCCCAAAGACCAAAGUAA
Messenger RNA from Phytophthora infestans T30-4, 891 nucleotides. RefSeq names its product dolichyl pyrophosphate Glc1Man9GlcNAc2 alpha-1,3-glucosyltransferase, putative. The coding region runs from base 1 to 891 and encodes 296 amino acids. Gene Ontology annotation, cellular component: endoplasmic reticulum membrane. Lineage: Eukaryota; Oomycota; Peronosporomycetes; Peronosporales; Peronosporaceae. Gene Ontology annotation, biological process: protein N-linked glycosylation. The record is from RefSeq and is a predicted model, not a curated record. The transcript has a single exon. Gene Ontology annotation, molecular function: dolichyl pyrophosphate Glc1Man9GlcNAc2 alpha-1,3-glucosyltransferase activity.